This is a messenger RNA of Orycteropus afer afer, 1488 nucleotides long. It is a transcript of the gene SIL1, whose product is annotated as SIL1 nucleotide exchange factor. Lineage: Eukaryota; Metazoa; Chordata; Mammalia; Tubulidentata; Orycteropodidae. The record is from RefSeq and is a predicted model, not a curated record.
ACUAUGACUCCCUGGGGCCUGUCCCUGUCCAGGAUGACUCCUCUGGGUAUGCUGCUUGGGUUGCUGAUGGCCUCUUGCUUUACCAUCUGCCUCAGUCAUCAAAACCCGAAGGAGUUUGCGCUGACCAACCCAGAGAAGAGUAGAACUAAAGAAACAGAGAGAAAGGAAACCAAAGCAAAGGAGGAACUGGAUACUGAGGUUCUGGAGGUGUUUCAUCCAACCCAUGAGUGGCAGGCUCUUCAACCAGGUCAGGCUGUUCCUGUAGGAUCUCACGUACGGCUGAAUCUCCAGACUGGGGCAAGAGAACUGAAACUCCAAUAUAAAGACAAAUUCCAAAAUAAUUUGAAAGGAUCAAAAAAAGGCAAAAGGUUGGACAUCAACACUAAUGCCUACACAUCUCAAGACCUCAAGAGUGCACUGGCAAAACUCAAGGAGGGGGCAGAGAAGGAGAGUUCAAAGGAAGACAAGGCAAGGCAAGAUGAGGUAAAGCAGUUGUUCCGUCCCAUUGAAGAGCUGAAGAAGGACUUUGCUGAGCUGAAUGUUGUCAUUGAGACUGACAUGCAGAUCAUGGUGCGGCUGAUCAACAAAUUCAAUAGUUCCAGCUCCAGCCUGGAAGAGAAGAUUGCUGCGCUCUUUGAUCUCGAAUAUUAUGUCCAUCAGAUGGAUAAUGCUCAGGACCUGCUUUCCUUUGGAGGCCUUCAAGUGGUGAUCAAUGGACUGAACAGCACAGAGCCCCUGGUAAAGGAAUAUGCUGCAUUUGUGCUUGGGGCUGCCUUUUCCAGCAACCCAAAGGUCCAGGUGGAGGCCAUUGAAGGAGGAGCCCUGCAAAAGCUGCUGGUCAUCUUGGCCACUGAGCAGCCUCUUGCCACUAAGAAGAAGGUCCUGUUUGCCCUGUGUUCCUUGCUGCGGCAUUUCCCUUAUGCCCAACAGCAGUUCCUGAAGCUGGGAGGGCUGCAGGUCCUCAGGAGCCUGGCGCAGGACACAGAGGUGCUGGCUGUGCGUGUGGUCACCCUGCUGUACGACCUGAUCACUGAGAAGAUGUUUGCCGAGGAGGCGGCUGAGCUGACCCGUGAGACCUCCCCAGAGAAGCUGCAGCAGUACCGCCAGGUGCAUCUCCUGCCAAGCCUGCUGGAACAGGGCUGGUGUGCGAUCACCGCCAACCUCCUGGCACUGCCUGAGCACAAUGCCCGAGAAAAGGUGCUGCAGACCCUGGGCGCCCUCCUGGCCACCUGCCUAGACCACUUCCGUCAGGAUGCACAGCUCAGCAGGACGCUGGCCAGCCUGCAGGUGGAGUACCAGGCCCUGGCCGCACUGGAGCUCCAGGAUGGUGAAGAUGUGGGCUACUUCCGGGAACUGCUGGGCUCUAUCAACAGCUUGCUGCAGGAGCUGAGAUGAAGCGGCUUCUCUCACACCAGAUAUGGACUGCAGCACUGCUAGCAAGGUUGAGGGGCACCAACUGGGUGGGACUCUGGGACACCAGGCAUGAGG